Aspergillus mulundensis is the source of this 531-nucleotide messenger RNA. RefSeq lists its product as uncharacterized. NCBI's taxonomy places the organism in Eukaryota, Fungi, Ascomycota, Eurotiomycetes, Eurotiales, Aspergillaceae. The coding region runs from base 1 to 531 and encodes 176 amino acids. Gene Ontology annotation, cellular component: mitochondrion. The transcript is spliced from 4 exons. The record is from RefSeq and is a predicted model, not a curated record.
AUGGGCAAUCGAGCCUUCGUUGACCUGCUUGCUACGCAACAUUGUUUGAUUUGUAGCGGCGAAAAGAUGCUCGCUCAACGCCUUUUGUCGCGGCGCCUGCCGCAGGUUGCCCUUCGAUCUACAGUCCCCCGCGCUUCAUUCUCACACGUUCGUGUUCUGAACGCAGCUGAGAACGAUGAUCCUUUGAUGAACGGCGGUUACCAGAAUCCCCCCCGCAUGAAGCGUCAGUUCAGAAGUCCCUACGUCGACUGGUGGGACAAGCAAGAGAGGAGGAACUUUGGCGAACCGGUUCACGAGGAGAACGAAAUCCUCGGUGUCUUCAGUCCCGAGCAAUACACCCAUGUGACCUCCGGCAAGGGUAUCCUCCAGCUCGGUGCUUUCGUUGUGACAUUUCUCGGGCUUUGCGGCGUCGUGAGCGCCUUCUACCCUGACAAGCCUAGUGUUCCUAGGACGUUCCCUGACGGCCUGGAGAAGGAGCUUGGAGGCCCAAAUGCUCUUCCGGCGCGCAAGUCCGGCGAGGAUAGUUGGUGA